AUGGAUGGUGUUGAUGAUGACCAAGAGGAGAGAAAACCCCAAGAAAGUAGAAGAAAACCAAAAGUAGAGGGAGAGCAAGCUUCUAGUGCACUGGAUUUGAGCCAAAUGCAGAGAGCUAUUGAAGAAAUGUCUCAUCAAUUCAUGAGAGCACAGGAGCAACAGCAAGAACAAUACCUGAGGCAACAAGAGCAAUACUUGAAAGCCCAAGAGCAACAAGAGCAUUGGCAACAGCAAAUGAUGGAGAAGCAAGAAAGCUUCCAACUCAAGAUGUUGGAGCAACAAAGAGAGUUUCAAGAAAGAAUUUUGGAGGGGCAAAAGGAACAAUCAGCAAGCGUUCAAGAAUCAGUUAAUGGAUUGUUCCUAUGCCAAGCCAAGUAUGGGGAGUACACUCAAAAUUUCUAUCAAUGGAAGAAUAUAUAUCAUACUAUUAGAGAGCAUAUGCACGUGGAUAGAACGGGGUAUAAUAUGCAAAAUCAAGCAAAGUUGGAUUAUGUAGUCCAUGGCAUGCCAACAUUGAACCAAGAGAUCAAGCCAUUUGCUCAAUGCCCAGAAUUUAUGGAGCAGUAG
This is a messenger RNA of Arachis duranensis, 567 nucleotides long. RefSeq lists its product as uncharacterized. The coding region runs from base 1 to 567 and encodes 188 amino acids. The record is from RefSeq and is a predicted model, not a curated record. NCBI's taxonomy places the organism in Eukaryota, Viridiplantae, Streptophyta, Magnoliopsida, Fabales, Fabaceae. The transcript has a single exon.